CCAGAGGCCACAAAGGGUUGGGCCGGUUGGCGUCCCAACUCAAGAAAGGGCGGCGACCAAGGACAAGGAGGUUAUGGACUUGCCCUAAAGAAGAACAAUAGGGACCAGAGUACCAGUUCUGCAGCGACCAGAGAGGGAGAGAGAGAUGUGGAAGAAGGUAUUUGCAGGCGCCAGUGGCGCAUUGCAGCCAUGGAGAAUGGUACCUCAUCGUAACUCCAGCGUUUCUACCGCCGUCGACUCUAUAUUACUUCGUUCCCUGAAAGAGCACUACCACGAAGUAUCUAAAAUGACUCAACCACCGAAAGUAAGCCCGCCAUCAUCUUUUGCGAUUGUGAAAGGUGCGCUUGACAAAAACGGCCCCGUUCUCCGACGAACUUACGGCGAUGAAGAAAUUAGUAUCUCUGUGAUGCGAUUAGCCAAUAUUAUUCCUGGCGGUGGAGAUGGCGAUGACGACGAUGGUAUUAAUCAGUUGUUCCUUCAUGUUGAUAUCUCAAAACCCGGGCGGGAGGAUUCUCUUCAUUUCCUGUGUGGGCUUUAUCCGGACGCAUUAGGAAUUCACUCUGUGUCCCUGAGGCCAAAGCUUCAAACUUCUCAAUUCCUCGUCGCUCCUUCCAAGUACAGUGGCCCGGUUUUCCAAGAUCUGGAAGAGAGGAUGAGGGAUGCGCUUCAUAAUUACAUAGAACAACGUGGUGUCAAUGAGAGUCUCUUUCCCUUUCUACAGGCAUGGCUUUAUGUGAAGGACCAUCGGAAUCUUAUGCGGUGGUUCAAAACAACAGGCACCUUCAUUAAUGAUUGCAAAUCAGCAUGAGCUGUUCAAAUACUGUAGUUGUUUUCUCAGUAGGAAUGGUUCAAUGGCUCCAAGUAAGUGCUGUAACUUGAUAAAGUUCAAGCUGCUAUUCACAUGAGACCUGUUUAAUUUUCUUAUGCCUGGAGGUGCGUGCUAAUACUUUUUUCAGCUGUACUCCAGGAUUUAGAUAUCUCACCUUUUUUUUUUUUUUGCUUUUUCCCCCUUUUCAGUUUUCAUCUCUGAGGUUUUGAGAAAUGUCUCCAUUUUGUGUUGUGUAUAAGGUGUCUUUCCAUUACAUACGUACAACAUAUGAUAUAAAUGAGUUGCCUUGUCCACUUGACUUCAAUUUCAAUGAAAUUCAAAAUCCAGGCUAAGAACUUGUUUCUUUUUGGAA
Macadamia integrifolia is the source of this 1181-nucleotide messenger RNA. Its product is annotated as mitochondrial acidic protein MAM33. Lineage: Eukaryota; Viridiplantae; Streptophyta; Magnoliopsida; Proteales; Proteaceae. Gene Ontology annotation, cellular component: mitochondrial matrix. The coding region runs from base 146 to 808 and encodes 220 amino acids. The transcript is spliced from 3 exons. The record is from RefSeq and is a predicted model, not a curated record.